Messenger RNA from Didymodactylos carnosus, 738 nucleotides. NCBI's taxonomy places the organism in Eukaryota, Metazoa, Rotifera, Eurotatoria, Philodinida, Philodinidae. The record is from the annotation of a GenBank genome assembly.
AUGGAAGCAUGUGAAUCCUGUAAAACUACUGGCCAAAAGUUUAAUCGGUGCGGUAGGUGUAGAUCAACAGUGUAUUGUUCAAAAGAGUGUCAGAUAGCCCACUGGCCGUUUCAUAAACCAAAAUGUAAACCAUCAAAACAGGCUGAUUUAGUAGUCAACUAUAUAAAAUAUGAACAACAAAAAUUAAAAAUGUUGAUGUUAGAAGAUGUCCAUGAAGAUCCAACAAAAAUACCACUGUCCUAUCGCGAAUAUGACGAUUAUCAUCCAACUGAUGAUACCGAUAGUGAUGAAAAAGAAGAGCAAGACAUUAAUGAGCGCCGGUUGAUAGUACAACAUGAUCACGACAUACGCCAAGCAUUAUUAGAUCUACAUUCCAAACUAAUAAAUUACGGCACAUUUGAACGUGUAGGGUUCUCAGGGGCAGAUUUAUUCGCCGUUUGUCGAAGUGAAGCUGCAUGUAUCCAACGUUUUGGUUAUUAUUUUGACCGAGUUUAUUUAAGUUUAUAUAGACUUAAACCUGGCGAUUUAAUUGAUAAAAUACUGCAUGUACAGAAAUCAUCACCAGUUAACAAUAGCUACGUCUCAAAUUUGGUUUGUGAACCUAUGUUUAAGCCUAAUGAAAGUGUCACACAUAUUGUACUCAAUUUUAAUGAUUUAGCUUCAUUGUUGUUAAGAAUGAAUUUUGGUAAGCGACACGCUUUAGGUCUGAUAAAUGGAAAAAGAAACAUUUCCUUUUAA